GAACACUCAUAUCCCAUAUAUAAUUAGGGAUGGCGUCUAAACUAGUUAGUCAUAAUGUGAGAGCUGCUGUUGUUGUAAUUGUUAUAGCAGCAGCAGCGGCAUUGAUCAUAGAAAGAGCAGAAGCUGAAACACACACCGUAGGCGGCGCUUCUGGCUGGACCAAUACUCUUGCUCCCGAAUUUUAUACUUCCUGGGCUGCCAAUCACACCUUCAAAGUUGGCGACAUUCUAGUGUUCGAAUUCACUACCGGAGGACAUGACGUAGCGAGACUUGGAAAGGAAGCUUUUGAUGCGUGCAACAACACCGAUCUGCUGAGCCCACCUGAAAACCAAGGACCCGCCAAAUACAGCCUCAAUCAAACUGGCGAUUACUAUUUCAUCUGUGCUUUCCCUGCUCACUGUAGCCAGGGUCAAAAGUUAAGCAUCAAAGUCAUAGCCACUGGCCCUUCUGCCCCUGCCCCUGCUCCUCAUUCUGAAGCCCCCACAACUCCUACUGCUCCUGCUCCUAAUUCUGAACCCCCCAAAACUCCUUCUCCUUCUCCUUCUCCUUCUCCUUCUUCUCAAGCCGGGACUCCUCCUUCUGAGACCACAACUCCUUCGUCGCCACCAACUAGGGCAGUCACAACAGCACCUCCUCCGUCCUCAGCCUCGUCUCUGGCUUCUGCUAUUUCUACUAUUUCUACUAUUUUCAUGUCCAUUGCCAUUGCUCUUUUCUACCUCUUCUAGGCUAGAGUCCAACUACUCAAGUCUUCUUUCGAUCGGCCCUUAAGCUUUCCUCUGUUAUUUUAUGUUCAUCAAUGUGAGUUCAGUGCUUCAUGCUUUA
Molecule: messenger RNA, 822 nt
Organism: Prunus persica (peach)
Lineage: Eukaryota; Viridiplantae; Streptophyta; Magnoliopsida; Rosales; Rosaceae
Product: cucumber peeling cupredoxin
Exons: 2
Coding region: 30-725 (231 amino acids)
Cellular component (GO): plasma membrane
Molecular function (GO): electron transfer activity
Source: RefSeq, a predicted model, not a curated record